ACGACCACAUAUGUGUGCAUUAUCUGAUCCUUGAUUCGAAAUCGCUAGGUUGAGGAAAAAAUGGCGCAGUGUGUGAGCACAUUCGUGCAAGGAAAACCCUUCCUCCCGGUUGCAGCGCCCAGGAAAAACGUUGGGAGCGCGGUGAAGCGUGGGGUGUGGUGCAGGAAGAAGGAGAUACACCCGCAGUUCCACGGGGAGGCGAAGGUGUACUGCAACGGGGAACUGGUGAUGACCACGGGUGGGACCCAGAAGGAGUACGUCGUUGACGUCUGGUCCGGUAACCACCCCUUCUACCUCGGUAACCGGUCGGCGGUCAUGGUCUCCGACGACCAGGUCGAGAAGUUCCGCAAGAAGUUCGGAGAGCUUAAGGACCUCAUGGAGAUUCCUGUCCUCAAGGGGGAGAUCGUUAUCCCCUCUCGCCGCAAGGGUAUUUCCAAGGGAGGCAAGAAAAAAUAGUCUAAUUUCUCUCAUCUUUUUCCAAUUUGUUUCUGCUUUCAUCACUUCACAUACUAUUUAUUACUUUAAUUUUUAUAAUACUUCAUGCUCUGAACUAUGUAGAAAUUAAGCAGGUACAAUAAUCAUAUAAAAUUUCAAAAGAAAAUGAUGCAAUUAAGAAACCAUGUCUUGUCUUGUUAAGAGUGAA
Cajanus cajan (pigeon pea) is the source of this 643-nucleotide messenger RNA. RefSeq names its product Ribosomal protein L31. Gene Ontology annotation, molecular function: structural constituent of ribosome. Gene Ontology annotation, biological process: translation. The record is from RefSeq and is a predicted model, not a curated record. Gene Ontology annotation, cellular component: ribosome. NCBI's taxonomy places the organism in Eukaryota, Viridiplantae, Streptophyta, Magnoliopsida, Fabales, Fabaceae.